AUGACUAAGAACUUCUACAAUGGCUUCCAGGACUGCCCCUACACACAGUUCCUACCCGAGCAGCUGCAAGCACUGACCACGCAGUUGGUGGAGCAGCUGGGAGCCACAUCGGUCACCACCCGCUUGCAGCCCGGCGUGCCGCAACAGGUGACCCACGUGGUCGUGGGCAGCAACCCCCUGGAACUUCCACAGCUCGAUGAGCUUGCACAGCAGCUGCAGCCCGCACUGCAGGCAAUCCAACGGGCGCAUCCCACCCUGGAGCUGACACCCCAGGCGCUGCGCGUCCGCAUGAGGGUAGUGGACAGCGGCUGGCUGCAGCGAGUCCUCCAGUACGGCAGGGUCCUGCCCCUGCCCCUGCCCCUGCCCCUGCCCCUGCCCCUGCCCCUGCCCCUGCCCCUGCCCCUGCCCCUGCCCCUGCCCCUGCCCCUGCCCCUGCCCCUGCCCCUGCCCCUGCCCCUGCCCCUGCCCCUGCCCCUGCCCCUGCCCCUGCCCCUGCCCCUGCCCCUGCCCCUGCCCCUGCCCCUGCCCCUGCCCCUGCCCCUGGCGUCAAUAGUUGAACUUGCGCAUGCCCGCUGCCCCGCAUUCUGUGCCCGGCGUGUUGGAGGCGGCGUCGCGAAUGUGCCAGAUCAGCCGCAGCGUAGUGAGCGCCAUCAAGUCAUCCAGGAGACGGCGCUGGCAGCAGCGGCGUCCUCCGGUGCGGCAGAGGCCGCCUCGGCCGGGCAAUCCACCGUAGCCGCCUGCAGCAAUGGCGGCGACGGCGGCAGCCGGAAUGGUGCCAUCGCCGCCGCCGGCGGGACUCGAGACCACGGCGACGGCAGCCGUACAGAUGGCGAUGAGAGUGACGGCGGCGAGGUUGGCUUCUCGGUGGAGCGGGACACGGCACGGCGACUUGAUGAGGGUCCCGAAACACCUGAGACACAACAUGGACCCCAGCUGAACCAGAUCCAGGUUCAGAUCCAGAACCAGAAACAGAACCGGAUCCGGAUCCUAGCUGUCUCCCCGCUGCCAGGACCGCGUCCCUCGCCUGACGCACCGUUGGCAAGGUUCUACGGCUGGCUGGGCGAAUGGCGAUCCGAGCUGGACCAGGUGACGCUGCUGUCAGGUGCGGGGGGGGCCCGAGCGAUGUGGGUCGACGUGUACGUGUACGUGUACGUGUACGGCAUAGACACGGCGGAUAGCGAUACGCCCCCACCUCACCCUCGCGCUACGGCCAACUGCUUCGCCGCGGCGCCGCCGAUAGAGCUCGUCAUGUACGGCAUCUUCGACUCGUCGAGAUGCUCGUUCAUCGGCAACGGCACCAUUGAUGCGGCACUACGGGAGCUCACCAAGUACGAGGAGGCACUCGCUGGGCCUCGAGGCGCGUGUGCAGACAACACGGACGGGUCUAAGGCGCUCCGGCCACCUCGCGACAGCGGUGCAACAGUCUCGAGGCACGCGAGGGCUCGCGGUGGCGGCGGCGGGGGGGAUGGCCGCGGUGCCGUCGCCGCCGCCGGCAGCGGCCCCAUCAACCAUCAGGCGCUCAACUACGCCCAUGCCGCCGCCGUCGUACGCGCCUGUGCAUUCCGCAUCACCGCCGCCAUGUCGCCGCUGCGCCUGCAGAGCGAGCUGCCGUACAUAGGGCCCUUCACAGCGCGCAUCAUACAUCAGAUGGUGUCCAGCCUGGGGUCCGAUGGCGGGGGCGGCGGAGGGAACGCGGAUGGCAGUUGUAGCUGUGAACCGCUGGACGCGUACCGUUCGGAUCUUCCAGCUCGAGAUUCCCGGGGCAGGCUUCGGCCUGGAACUGAGGGUGCCAGUACACGGCGCAUGUUCUGCCGCCUGCCGGGAUGCGGCCCUGUACUGGCUCGAGCCUGGUGGGAACAAGGUUUCCGUACAUUUGAGCAGCUGCAAUUGUACGGCGCCGCCGCGCGGCAGCGGGACGGUUUGGAACCGUUGGAGAGGGUUCCGGAGCGGGGCAGCGGCGGCGGCAACGGCAACGGCGGCAGCGGUGACGGCGGUGACGACUGCGGCACGAGUGGUGUUGGUCGUAGGCGGAAGUGUCAAAGAGCGAUUGGGGAGUUUGGGGAGGAGGUGCUGGAUGCUGAGAGGGAGGGGGACCGCGAGGAACAGGAGGAGGAGGGAAGCCGGGCGCCGGCGGCGGCGGCGAUGGCAAACCGAGAAGCGAACCCCGAUGCCGCCACCGCCGUCGCCAGUGGCACCAGCAGCGAUGACAGCGACAGUGACGGCAAGGGCCGCAAAAAGUCCUAUAGCAGGAAGCGUGCACGGUUUGGGCUGGUGGGGGGCCAGUCCCGCACACCUGCCCCGUACAAUCGUCCUGGCGGCGGCGGCGGCGGCGGCCGCAGCAGCGCCCGCGGCCCCGGCGGUCUCCUGGCCGGCUGGUGGCGCGGGGAGAUCUGGUACUCCCUGGCAUUUCAGGACCACCUGGCGGAGGUGGUGGCGGCGGAGGAGGUGGCGGAGAUGCGGCGGGUGGGGGGCGGACGCAGGGGGCGAGCCGCGGAGGACGUCGACUUCCUGGUCACGUGCACCAACACACGCGGGUCCGAUCUCGACAAGGAACCGAAACCCCAAAGUGAAGAUGAGGGCCAGGGUUACAAAACGGCGGGGUACGCGCGUCAUACGGGGUAUCUGUACGGCACCGGUGAUGCCGGCGGUGCCAGUGGUGGCGGCGGCGGCGGCGGCGCGGGCGGAGAGGCGCCUCUUCUUGUCCUGUUGUACCGGCAGUUGGUGGCGGCUGGACGGGUGGUGCCACUGGAGCAGGGUUUCUGUCGCCUGCAGGUCAAUCAGGAGCCGGGGUACAUAGACGCGAUGAAGCGCUUGGUGGCCUCGGGCCGAUCGGCGGGUCAGGAACAGAUGGACAAGUACGACCACCUAUGGUGCAUCUGGGUCACCAGCCGGGGCCGACGGCGCAGACUUGACGUCAUGCUGGUGCCAUACGGCCAGCAAUGGCCGUACGCUGUGGUGGGCUGGACGGGCAGCAAGCAGUAUUUACGGUUCAUGCGGCAACACGCGCUGAAUUGCGGCAUGUUCACCAACUCCCACGCCACGCUGCGUCAGACCACCGCCGGCGUCCGCCUGGUGCCCCAGGAGGUCCUCCCAACCGAUUCAAACGGCCAACAGUUCCAACCCCCACAGUGGGCCGAGCGAGGCGCAGCGGAGCAGCUACAGCUACAGCUUCUAGAAGGGCGCUCCAGGGGUCUCGCGACCUGCAUGGUUGGAGCUACCGCCCGUAAUGCGGACGCUGGCGGAGCUGACGACAAGAGGGCAGGCUCAGCCAGCAAUGUCGCCGCUGGCCCCGCCGACGCCCCUGCCGCUGCGGCGGCGGCAGCAGCAACAACUACAGCUGCGGCGUCUGGACAGACCCGACCAUUGACGUGGGACGGCUUGGCGGAUAGCAGCAAUGUCACGGCGGCAGCGGCGGCGUGUGAAACUCGAUACCCCGGGCUGGGGUGCGGGGGGACGGGGCUGCGGCCCGUGGCUUCGGAGCGGGAUAUUUUGGAGCUGCUGAAGCUGCCGUACAGAGCGCCCCACGAACGCAACGCAUAA
This is a messenger RNA of Volvox carteri f. nagariensis, 3540 nucleotides long. RefSeq lists its product as uncharacterized. Gene Ontology annotation, biological process: double-strand break repair via nonhomologous end joining. The transcript has 15 exons. Gene Ontology annotation, molecular function: DNA binding; DNA-directed DNA polymerase activity. Bases 1 to 3540 code for a protein of 1179 amino acids. Gene Ontology annotation, cellular component: nucleus. NCBI's taxonomy places the organism in Eukaryota, Viridiplantae, Chlorophyta, Chlorophyceae, Chlamydomonadales, Volvocaceae. The record is from RefSeq and is a predicted model, not a curated record.